Messenger RNA from Paraglomus brasilianum, 969 nucleotides. Lineage: Eukaryota; Fungi; Glomeromycota; Glomeromycetes; Paraglomerales; Paraglomeraceae. The record is from the annotation of a GenBank genome assembly.
AUGCUGGACCAACCAUAUAGUUCCCAUUACAUUGCAUUCGUAAUUGCUCUGCCUGUUGCUAUAUUCAUACAGAAUGCUUUCCUGUCGGUAUUCCACCUGACCAAGCAUCACAGCUAUGUGAGCACGAUAUUGAAAACACUUUUCAAUCUUAGCGGUGCUGCAAGGCUUUUAGUUUCAUUUGCUGUUAUUAUGGUAUCCAUAAUAACAGCAAAGCAAUGUGACAAUAUGACGUUUGUGCAUGAAGUUCUUUCGUUUAUCUACAGAGAAUCUCUUGUUGCCUUUUUAUUAUGGCGAUUGAUUCACAUUACGAAUUCUGUUUGGGACAAGCAUGUUGCUUUAAUUUUAAUAUUGACGAGAACUGGGCUACAGCUAUAUCAAAUUAUAGCAGAUCGACUCGUGACUCACUCGACUACCACCGACUCUUGUAACGUUCUCGUCCAUGAUAAAUUGGCAACAAUCAUGUUCGUUGUAACCGACUAUUUAAUAGACUUGUACAUUACAGUACGUCUGGCGCAGAUACUUGGAAGCGCCAAUCGUAAAUAUUCGCGCUCUGUAUCGGUUCCAAGAGAUUCUAAACGAACUAUAUUUACUGCUGUUCUCUGGUGGAAUUUGUUAAGAGUUUUCGUUGCGACAUUGGUAGAUUCUCUUGCAUUGUAUACCGUAACAGCAACAAAUAUUGAUCAAGUUCUUUUUAAUACUCUACAAGCAAUCGUUUGCAUUGCCAUGUCAUACGUAUUAACGUUUGAUGCCGAUAUAGUGAGGAAAAUUCAGGGAAAGACAACAGUGUAUAAUGGCGAUCAUGAAACGGGAAGUAGAGUUGGACAUACAAGUGUUUCAGAGGUAACGGUGACAAACGAAACACAGCCUGAGAUCUUGCAGAGCAGAAUCAAGGAUGAUGAUUUGGAGAGGAAUGGAAACAGAACCAAUGUGGGCUCUGGCGCAUGGUUACCACCAAACAUGGGAUCCUGA